UGGCGCCCACACACACCCCUGCAAUUGCUGGGGUGCGCCCCCGGCCAGCGACCCCGCCGCAGAUGCGAUGCGAAGGCCAGGAGCGGCACCCCGGGGGGCUCCGCCGUCCCCAUUCCGCCCCUACCCCUCGGAGGAACAAAGGCGGGAGGUGGGACCCGCAAGCAGCCAGACUCCGUGGGGAGGGAUGGGGCGGGGCGGGGCGGGCGACUCCGCCGCCUUAAAGCCGGGUGGCUGGCGUGCUGCGCACCCCUCCGGCGCCGGCUCCUGCAGCGCGGGGGACUUCCGCUCCGUCCUGGGUCUGCGCUCCGGGUCAGCUCGGGCACAGGUCUCCCACACUCCGGGCCCGCAGCGGCGCCGCUUCCCCGCCCAGCAUGGGGCUGCCUCGGAGAGCCGGGGACCCGACGGAGCUGCGCAAGAGCCUGAAGCCGCUGCUGGAGAAGCGCCGCCGCGCGCGUAUCAACGCAAGCCUGAGGCAGCUCAAGGGGCUCAUUCUGCCGCUGCUGGGCAGGGAGAGCUCCCACUACUCGAAGCUGGAGAAGGCGGACAUCCUGGAAAUGACCGUGCGCUUCCUGCAGGAGCUGCCUGCGUCCUCCUGCGCGGCGGCAGCGCCCGAGCCCUCGGACAGCUACGGUGAGGGCUACCGCGCCUGCCUGGCCCGUCUGGCGCGCGUGCUGCCGGCCUGCCGCGUUCUGGAGCCCGCCGUGAGCGCCCGCCUGCUGGAGCACCUGCGGCGGAGGGCAGCCGGCACCACCCCCGAUGGCGGGCGCGAUGGGGAUUCCUGCGGCCCUCCCGCGCCUUCCCCGUCGCCCCCGCCUGCGCCCGCGCCGCCUGCGCCUCCCCGCGGCACCGGCCUCUGGAGGCCCUGGUAGCCCCCUCGCCAGUCCACGGACCCUGCUGAUUGCAAGAGACCCGGAGCGCUGGGCAGACUGAGGAAACUCGUGGUGUCGGCUGCUGUUUCCGCCACGAGGGACCAGCUGGGCACCUACCACCAGGCUGGAACCUGGAUGUUUGUGAUCUGUGUGGCAGACUGAAGGCCUUGCGGACUCAGCUCGAGGAAAUAGGGAGAGCAGCCCAACCUCCUGCAUGCAUCUGAGCUGGAGAAGGGGGCCGCUGGUUGCCGGGGAAGGAAGGAGCUCCCCUCCUCAGCUGCCGCGAGUGGCUCUAGAACUGCGCCAGCUACGUGUGGGCAGCCCGCACACCUGUCCCAGCAAUGGCAGCAGCCCAUGGCCUGGGCCAGGAGCUCACCUGAACCUGGUGCAGCCCUCUAUUCUGACUGAGCCUCCUUACAGCUCAGCUUGGUCACCUCUGGACACACAAUAGCAACCGCCUGAGGGGCUCUGCGCCGGGCAGCCAUCACCUCCACUCCCGGGCUCUCCUGUCCUGCGCUUGCAUUGAAAGGGACAGGGUGCAGCCAGGGCUCCCUGUUGCUGGGGGUGGAGGCAUGGGAAGAUGGCCUUGGGAAGGACUUAUUUCCCCAAGCAUUCAGUCACCGCCUAUGUAUCGCGCAGCAGUCUAGGGGGGGCUUGGCGUGUGAGGAAGGGGUGGGAUAAGAAGGACGGUGCCCUGUGGCCUCAAGGAAGCUUGAGUCAGUGCCAAUGUGAGGUGAGCAGGCCUAUGUCCUGGAGCGGCAGAAAUUCCAUCUACUUGCAGAUAACAGCAAGUAAAGGAACAGGAAACACCUUUCUCUGUUUUCUCUUGCAAACUGCUCCCUGCUACUUGUCAGGACAGGUUACCAUAAGCCGCUUGUUCUUCAGAUUUCUUGUCCCUCCGCCCGGAAGCAAGGGGAGUCUGAGGAGACUCAGGGAGGGGCCUGUGGCCCCCAGUCACGGGUGCCCAGGAGAAGGCACCUGAGGCCUGCUGGUCAUGCUUCUGGUUCACGGGGUUCACUGAGCACUCGAGGGAGGUUGGGACUCCCAACUGUCCCCAGUCCAACAUCCUGAGCAAGGGACCAGGGCACUAGGGACAAGAGGAGCUGCCGGGGUGGGGGUGUUCACUCCAUCCAGCUAUGCCACAAAAACCUCUAGUGACCUGGGCACUGAUUUGGGCGGCCAGAGGUGGGAAGCUGUGGGCGUUAUCCAAGGAGUCAAUGUUAAGACAGCAGGGGAGCCCCCAGCCAGGUGUGCUGUCCUGCGUCCUCGUAGGCUCCUGGAGGGCAGGGCUGGGGCUGAGCCUACCUCUGUGUCCCCAGGGAACUCAGCACGUGGUGGCGGAUAUCAUGAGCUAACAAACAGGUGAUGUCGCUGGACCACAGCUGAACUGAACCCUUUUGCCUCAACUCCCACCCCCAGUCCCUAAUGUCAAUUUGAAUAUCUGUUCCACCAAAGCCUGUGUACUCUGGGGACAAACGUGGGGGAGGGUGUGGAGAGCAGAGAGAGCAGUGUCUGCUUGCUUCCCUGCUCCUGAGAGUGGGAGCCUGCUCCCCCGAGCUGCUAGGAGCAAGUGGAGGAGGGGCAGGUAACCCACAAGCCCACACCCACCACAUAAUGUCAAGUUUCCUCAUUGGGUCAAGGACUCCGCGUUGGGCACACCCUGAGCAGACUCCUUUUUCCUAAUAAAUAGGAGCUUUCCAAACAGCUUUGAACUCCGUAAGAACUGACCAAACUGAGGCCCCCUUUCCUCGGUUGGGUCAUAUUUGCCACUUCUGGCUUCCAAGCCCCUGAUUCCAAUCAAGCUAUAAUACAAGCAGUCAGGGAGGAUGGGAUUGUAGACAGGCCAGUGACUCACAGGCUCAGGUGUUCCAGGGAAACCUGAACCAGGCGGCCCGCCGGGCCCUGGCAGGGAGCUGAGGCAUGACCAGGUGGGUGAGGUUCUGGGCCCACGGCGAGAAGCUGGUUUCCCAGCAGGGAUGGGCAAGAGUUGCCCAGAAGGUCUAAGCUGGGCUUAUGAAAUAGGGAGAACACCGGCCUCCUCUACCGGACGCCUGCAGGCACCUCCCCAGGUGUUUCAGAAGGUGAGCACAGGGCAGCGCAGGCUUUUUCUAUGUGGGCGUGAGGCUGCCUCACUCAGGGGCAUUUCGUGAGCUUUGACAAGGCCCACAUCGUGCCCACUGGUCAGCUCUCAUGAUGCCCUCUCUGCUAUGGUCCCAUGACUGAUCUAACUCUCGAACUCUGUCUGGUUAUCACGCUUGGUUGGAGAAAAGGCUCCUGUGUCUCUCAUAAACCAGUGGGUGAAAUGAUCCAAUGACCAGAGCACAGAGCUGUCUGGGAAACUCAGGCUGGGGCCAAACCCCACAUGUCCCCCCGGCGCCAGUUAAUUUGAAGAGGUCAAAUCUCGCUUCCAGGGGCGAGGAUAAAGAGCAGGUUGCCAAGGAGGUCUCCUUUAAUAAACAUUUGCAAAUUGCUCUGUUCUGCCUGUGACGCCCAGACUCUGCCAAUGAGUCUCCCACUGGUUUCUCUAAUAGGAUCAGAAUGAACAUAGCCUGUGGGGAAUGUCUGGAGAAAUCUGCAGCUCUGCAGGACCCUCCCCAUCAUGCUUUGGGAUGACCACUCUGGAGAUACUGGUGGGACCGAGGGGGGCUUCCCCACCAUCCUUCUAUUUGAAACACCAACAUGUGGCUGUAUUUACUUUCAAAAAACACCCCAGGUUACUAUAGAAGUCCCAGAGAAGAGCUAACCCAGCCAAUGGCAUUUUUUCCUCUUGGUUUUACUUCUUGCCUGGCUGCUUACCAGUGCGGCAGUGUCUCGGGGGUACUGACUGAGUACUUUCAUGUGUGUGUGUGUGUGUGUGUGUGUGCGCGCGCGCGCGCUUGCACAUGUGUGUCCGGGCACAGCCAGGUGACCGCCCUGCAGGGAGCUGCCUGGGCAUGUGAUGAGGAGGAGAAGGCUGCCACCCACUGAGGGUUCCCAGUGAACUACUAGUUUCACUCUGGGUUUUGAGAGGCCCUGGCAAAGCCCCAGGUGCUUCAGGCAACUGUAAUUAAACUUUGAAUGGUUUCAAGGGCGUGAGAAAGGCACUUAAUGGGCACGCCCCAUGUGCAUGUGUGGUGUCUUGUCACUGAGAUCCAUCCAGGGGCAGGAGGGAGCAGGGUCCCGGCGGCUGGUCACAGGAGCCUGCUUUGGGAGGCAGGGUUCCCUGGCCUGCGGGCGAAGGAAGGAGAUUUGGAGCUGAGCACAGGCCCACUGCUGGUUCUUCUGGAGGCUCCGUCCAGAGCCACCCACCAUGGGGCUUGGUAUAUUACAAACCUGAGGGAGACUAGGGCUUCUUAAAGAACAAAGAACCAUUCUAGACCUCAGAAAUCAGAGGCAGAUCCAGGUUUC
Messenger RNA from Ailuropoda melanoleuca (giant panda), 4256 nucleotides. It is a transcript of the gene HES2, whose product is annotated as hes family bHLH transcription factor 2. The transcript has 4 exons. The coding region runs from base 372 to 869 and encodes 165 amino acids. Gene Ontology annotation, molecular function: protein dimerization activity; DNA binding. The record is from RefSeq and is a predicted model, not a curated record. Lineage: Eukaryota; Metazoa; Chordata; Mammalia; Carnivora; Ursidae. Gene Ontology annotation, biological process: regulation of DNA-templated transcription.